ACCUGCGCCUCUCCCCACCACGCGCAACGAUCGUCUGUUGUUUUCAGUGACGUUUCGUGCAGUUUUCUCGUCUCUCGUGCGAAAACGGCCGCAACCAUUCUCGGUGCGCCAAUUACCAAAAUAAUUCCCGUCGACAGCCCCCGACUGGCAGUGUACGCGUAGCCCCCGACCGGAAUUCGCCCGCCCUCACUCAAAUCAAGUGUGCUUUGUGUGGUUACCGUCCCGGCCUUCCUGACUCCGGCCCUUUAAACCGCCACAGCAGACCCAUCGUUCGAGCGCUCCCAGACGAUGGUUGCAGUUUUUUAGCAUCGUUUUCGGCGUAAUUUUCAAUUUUUGCCGCGAUGUCGACGAAACCAUGGGGGGCGUUGCCGGUGUACCGGAUCAUGACCAUCAUGAAGAGUUCUUCGGAGGCGGAGAACAUCGGGAAAGACUCGUCGCUGAUGAUGACCAAAGCUGCGGAACUCUUCAUUAAGAUGCUCUCGAGGGAGGGGUACAAGCUGGCGAAUGGCGGGAGGAGCUUAGAGUAUAAGCACGUGGCGGAGGUGGUGCAAAGGGACGAGAGGUACGAGUUCCUGAGGGAUAUUAUGCCGAAGAAGAUCACCUACGCGGAGUACAAAAAGAUGCAAGGGAUACAAGAAAAUCGUGACGAAUCGGAGACGGAAGACGACGACGAAUCGGACUCGGGCACCAGCAGUGGCAGUAGUCAAUAAAUCAGGAGUGCUUUCGUA
Zophobas morio is the source of this 728-nucleotide messenger RNA. It is a transcript of the gene Chrac-16, whose product is annotated as chromatin accessibility complex protein 1. Gene Ontology annotation, biological process: DNA-templated DNA replication; chromatin remodeling. Gene Ontology annotation, molecular function: protein heterodimerization activity. NCBI's taxonomy places the organism in Eukaryota, Metazoa, Arthropoda, Insecta, Coleoptera, Tenebrionidae. Gene Ontology annotation, cellular component: CHRAC; nucleus. Bases 342 to 710 code for a protein of 122 amino acids. The transcript has 2 exons. The record is from RefSeq and is a predicted model, not a curated record.